CCGGGAAGCCGAGCUCCGCCGGGCCCCUUCAUGCCGCCGACUGGCUCUGACCCCGCCAGAAUGAACAGGAAGAAAGGAGACAAGGGCUUUGAAAGCCCAAGGCCGUAUAAAUUAACCCAUCAGGUCGUCUGCAUCAACAACAUAAACUUCCAGAGAAAAUCUGUUGUGGGCUUUGUGGAACUGACUAUAUUUCCCACAGUUGCAAACUUAAAUAGAAUCAAGUUGAACAGCAAACAGUGUAGAAUAUACCGAGUGAGGAUCAAUGAUUUAGAAGCUGCCUUUAUUUAUAAUGAUCCAACCCUGGAAGUUUGUCACAGUGAAUCGAAACAGAGAAAUCUCAACUACUUUUCCAAUGCUUAUGCAGCUGCAGUUAGUGCUGUGGAUCCUGAUGCAGGGAACGGGGAGCUGUGCAUCAAGGUUCCAUCAGAGUUGUGGAAACACGUCGAUGAGUUAAAGGUCCUAAAGAUACACAUCAAUUUUUCUUUGGAUCAGCCAAAAGGAGGUCUGCACUUUGUGGUACCCAGUGUAGAGGGAAGCAUGGCCGAGAGAGGUGCUCAUGUGUUCUCUUGUGGGUAUCAGAACUCCACAAGAUUUUGGUUCCCAUGUGUGGAUUCAUACUCUGAAUUGUGUACGUGGAAAUUAGAGUUUACAGUGGAUGCCGCCAUGGUAGCAGUUUCCAAUGGAGAUUUGGUGGAGACCGUGUAUACCCAUGACAUGAGGAAAAAGACCUUCCAUUACAUGCUUACCAUUCCGACAUCUGCGUCAAACAUCUCCUUGGCCAUUGGACCUUUUGAAAUCCUUGUAGAUCCAUAUAUGCACGAGGUUACUCAUUUUUGUUUACCUCAGCUUCUUCCAUUGCUUAAACAUACCACAUCAUAUCUUCAUGAAGUUUUUGAAUUUUAUGAAGAAAUUCUUACAUGUCGAUACCCAUAUUCCUGUUUUAAGACUGUAUUCAUUGAUGAGGCUUAUGUUGAAGUGGCUGCUUAUGCUUCCAUGAGCAUUUUUAGCACUAAUUUGCUGCACAGUGCUAUGAUCAUAGAUGAGACACCUUUGACCAGAAGGUGUUUAGCCCAGUCUUUGGCCCAGCAGUUUUUUGGAUGUUUCAUAUCCAGAAUGUCUUGGUCUGAUGAAUGGGUAUUGAAAGGAAUUUCUGGUUAUAUUUAUGGUCUUUGGAUGAAAAAAACUUUUGGUGUUAAUGAAUACCGCCACUGGAUUAAAGAGGAGCUGGACAGAAUAGUGGCGUAUGAACUGAAAACUGGUGGAGUUUUAUUGCAUCCCAUAUUUGGUGGAGGAAAAGAGAAGGAUAACCCAGCGUCCCAUCUACACUUCUCCAUAAAGCAUCCACAUACGCUCUCCUGGGAAUACUACACUAUGUUUCAGUGUAAAGCUCACCUUGUGAUGAGAUUAAUUGAAAAUAGGAUCAGUAUGGAAUUUAUGUUGCAAGUUUUCAAUAAACUGCUAAGUUUGGCUAGUACUGCUUCAUCUCAGAAGUUCCAGUCACAUAUGUGGAGUCAAAUGUUGGUUUCCACAUCUGGAUUUUUGAAAUCCAUUUCGAACGUCUCUGGCAAAGACAUCCAGCCUUUAAUAAAGCAGUGGGUAGACCAGAGCGGAGUGGUAAAAUUUUACGGAAGUUUUGCCUUUAAUAGAAAGCGAAAUGUCUUAGAACUGGAAAUAAAACAAGAUUAUACAUCUCCUGGAACCCAGAAAUAUGUGGGGCCGCUUAAAGUGACCGUACAGGAGCUGGACGGGUCCUUCAACCACACCCUGCAGAUCGAAGAGAACAGCCUCAAGCACGACAUCCCUUGCCAUUCCAAAAGCAGGAGGAAUAAGAAGAAAAAAAUUCCACUGAUGAAUGGCGAAGAAGUUGACAUGGAUCUUUCUGCAAUGGAUGCUGACUCUCCUCUGCUGUGGAUAAGGAUCGACCCGGACAUGGCGGUGCUGCGGAAGGUGGAGUUUGAGCAGGCGGACUUCAUGUGGCAGUACCAGCUCCGCUACGAGAGGGACGUGGUCGCCCAGCAGGAGGCCAUCUCGGCCUUGGAGAAGUUCCCCACUCCCGCGUCCCGGCUUGCCCUCACGGACAUACUGGAGCAGGAACAGUGUUUCUACCGAGUGAGGAUGUCUGCCUGCUUCUGCCUUGCAAAGAUUGCAAAUUCAAUGGUGAGCACUUGGACAGGACCACCAGCCAUGAAGUCGCUCUUUACUAGGAUGUUUUGUUGUAAAACUUGUCCGAACAUUGUGAAAACAAACAACUUUAUGAGCUUUCAAAGUUACUUUCUACAGAAGACUAUGCCAGUUGCAAUGGCCUUACUGAGAGAUGUUCACAACCUUUGUCCCAAAGAAGUCUUAACAUUUAUUUUAGACUUAAUCAAGUACAAUGACAACAGAAAAAAUAAGUUUUCAGACAACUAUUACCGCGCAGAGAUGAUCGAUGCCCUUGCCAACUCUGUUACGCCUGCAGUCAGUGUGAAUAAUGAAGUUCGAACUUUGGAUAACUUAAAUCCGGAUGUGCGACUCAUUCUUGAAGAAAUCACUAGGUUUUUGAAUAUGGAAAAACUUCUUCCAAGUUACAGGCACACCAUCACUGUCAGUUGUUUGAGAGCCAUACGAGUGCUUCAGAAGAAUGGACAUGUGCCCAGUGAUCCAUCUCUUUUUAAAUCUUACGCAGAAUAUGGCCACUUUGUGGACAUUAGAAUAGCAGCUUUGGAAGCGGUGGUUGAUUACACUAAAGUGGACAGGAGUUAUGAAGAAUUGCAGUGGCUACUUAACAUGAUUCAGAAUGACCCUGUACCCUAUGUAAGACAUAAAAUUCUAAAUAUGUUGACUAAAAACCCACCCUUUACUAAGAGCAUGGAGUCUCCCUUAUGCAAUGAAGCUUUGGUAGAUCAACUUUGGAAACUUAUGAAUUCUGGCGCGGCACACGACUGGAGGCUGCGGUGUGGCGCUGUGGACCUGUAUGUCACGCUCUUUGGCCUCAGCAGACCUUCCUGCUUGCCCUUGCCAGAACUUGGCUUGGUCCUUAAUCUGAAAGAGAAAAAAGCUGUCUUGAAUCCAACCAUCAUUCCAGAGGCCAUAGCAGGCAACCAAGAAGCUGCAGUGAAUCCAAGUAGUCACGCACAGCUAGUUGGAUUCCAGAACCCUGAAGAUGAUCACCUUGCCAAGGAAGCCUCAUGUAAUAUGUCAGCUCAUCAGCAGGGAGUGAAGAGGAAGGCUGACACACCACUGGGGUCCCCACUAGAGCCUGGUCAAAUACUGGAGAAGAAUGAGGAUAGCAGUAAAGUCAGACUCAAAAUCAGAUUUUCAAGUUCUCAAGACGAGGAAGAGAUUGAUAUGGAUACUGUUCAUGAUAGCCAGGCAUUCAUUUCCCAUCAUUUAAACAUGCUUGAAAGGCCAUCAACUCCAGGGCUCUCCAAAUAUCGGCCAGCUAACUCGAGAUCUGCUCUGAUACCCCAGCACUCCGCAGGCUGUGAUGGCGCGCCCACCACGAAGCCCCAGUGGAACAUGGAACUCCCACGGAAGGGAGCAGAAGAGUAACUGUGUGUUGCCUCGAGGAGUGUAGGGAGCAGCUGUGACGAGUGGGAGACUUUGAGCAGAAGCAGCGCCUCGAAGCACUGUGGCGUCUGCGGCCUCAGCCCGCUGGCUGCUCCGUCUCUCCGUUUGCAACAGUUUCUCAGAAAAUUUAUUUCAGAAGGAAGUCAGCUGGAACCGUUAGCACUUAACUUUAGUAAAUGAAUCUUGACAUUUCUCGGCCCUCCCUUGCCAAUUUUGUAUUCUCUGGUUUUGUUUUGGGGUUUGGAGUAAUUUUGCUUUAUUAUUCUUAUACUUAUUAAGAUUCUAUCAGACAUGAAAAUUUUUCUACAUCUUUUAAAAUGAUAACGCUUAGGGCAUUUCAAACCUCAAUCUGAUAUAAUUGGAGAGUGACACUUCCACCUACCUUCCAUGCCUUUAAAAAAAUAAAUUCUAAUAAAUUCUUAUUCU
Molecule: messenger RNA, 3975 nt
Organism: Odocoileus virginianus texanus
Lineage: Eukaryota; Metazoa; Chordata; Mammalia; Artiodactyla; Cervidae
Source: RefSeq, a predicted model, not a curated record